AUGUCCGGUUCAGGAGACAAUGGUUGCGUACAACAGGAAUCGGAGGGGCAACAUUCAGGUGCUUCAAAUGAACUUCUGUUGGAAUUUCUUGAUAGUGUAAUGUUCAAAAGAUUCGACGCGGCUCUUAUGCUUUGUCAAAAGAUAAUCGAAGCUGAACCUGAUAACUAUGAGGCACGUGCAUUCCUUCCUAUGCUUGAGGAGGCGAAUGCAUUGAAGUCAUCAGGAUACUUUAAUCCAUUAGACGUGUCUUCUUCCACUGACUCCGGUGACAGCAGUGGGGAGGAAAGCGAACACAAAAAGGAGCGCCAUGACUCUUCCUCUUCUUCCGAUGAAUGGGACUAUAGUACAACAACAUCUGAUUCUGAUAAUGCUUCAGAUGAUGAUGGGUAA
Hydatigera taeniaeformis is the source of this 390-nucleotide messenger RNA. NCBI's taxonomy places the organism in Eukaryota, Metazoa, Platyhelminthes, Cestoda, Cyclophyllidea, Taeniidae. The record is from the annotation of a GenBank genome assembly.